UAAUAAUAAUAAUAAUAAAAUAAAAUAAAAAAAUGAAGGAAAUGGAAGAGAAGGCGGAGCAGCAGCCAAACGAGUUGGAACAACUCAUCGACCCGGCGGGGCAUGGUUUAAUAUCGGUGGAUGACGGAGGAGGAGAAGAACGGGAGAGUACUGUUGGCGGAGGAAUGGGAAGGGUUCGUGGGCCGUGGUCGCCGGAAGAGGAUGCUAUUUUAAGUCGGCUGGUGAGUAAGUUUGGGGCGAGGAAUUGGAGCAUGAUCGCAAGGGGAAUACCGGGUCGGUCUGGGAAGUCGUGCCGCCUCCGCUGGUGUAAUCAGCUCGACCCUUCCGUCAAGCGCAAACCUUUUACUGAUGAAGAAGAUCGUAUAAUUUUAGCAGCCCAUGCAAUUCAUGGAAAUAAAUGGGCGUCAAUUGCAAAACUUCUCCCAGGUAGAACUGACAAUGGAAUUAAAAACCAUUGGAAUUCUACACUAAGGCGCAAGUGUGUGAAUAAUGGCGGGUUGAAACCUGCAUCCUCGGAAGAAACCUUGUCAGGUGGCAAUAUGAAAUCAUUCAAGUCUUCAGAGAGAUUGGAUAUGGGAAUGGUGGCAAAUCAACCAAGGCAGUUCGAAGACGAAGUUCAAGCUACUACAAAUUGCUGUGCUCCCAAACAAAAUAUAUCCUCAGAUUCAGUAACAAUUGAUCCCUCUGCUAAAGAAAACCAUCCCAUGGUUUAUUUCUCAGCUGAAGAAAAUCGUCCCGUGAUUUAUACCUCGGUUGAAGAAAAUAAUCCUGUGAUUUCUCGUCCAGUGGCUAAAGUAGGUGCAUUCAAUGUUUACAAUCCUAGCCUUGACUCUGCUUUUCCAAGGACAAUCCCAAUGCAGGGACCUUUGAUCCAAGCAUCCAAACCAGAUUUGGGAAUCUGCAAGUUUCUUGAAGGUGCGAGUGGUGAGACCAUAAUCCCUCUGCAUUGUGGCCAUGGUUGUUGUACACAUUCCAGUCGAAACUCUUCUGUCCGCUCCUUGUUGGGGCCAGAAUUUUUGGAAUAUGAAGAAAUCUCCCCCUUUCCAAGUCAGGAGUUGAGUGCCAUAGCCAUGGAUUUGAACAAUAUUGCCUGGAUUAGAAGUGGCCUUGAGAAUGCUGGAAGGUUAUCAGAAAGUGCAAGUCACCUAAGAGUAUCAGAAGGUCCCUCCACGUCCAUGAAUAGUUUUGAACAGAACAAUGAAAACGAUCAAUUCCAGUUUGAGACACCAAACUCAUUCACAAGUGUGUCAAAAGAUGUAGUUUCCCAACAGAUGAGAAUGCCUACAUUCACUUUGCGAUCUGAGGUUGAAGGCUUGAGCUGAACCCGAUAAACGAUUUUCUUUUUGGCGAAUUUCUGUGUAAUGUCGAGAGUUGGAAGUAUAUAUAUCCAAAUACUGAAUUGCAAAAGUUUGCGGGUCUCGGGCAUCCAGGAACCAUAUGUUCUUGUAAAGGGUGUUAUCAUUGACGCAGACAAAGGAUAUCCAAGAGGUUUUUUUUGUUAACAUUAACAAAUUGCUUUGUAUAAUUUCUGCAGGUGUGACCUGCUAAUGCACUAUUCUUAUGGUCUUAUGUUCAUAGGUCAUAGUCCUAAUCGGUCUUAUUUUACCAGUAAUGGUUUAUUGAGAAUUAUGACGGCAGGGUGAGGCCAACAUGUUUGGUUCUUUACAGCGAAA
This is a messenger RNA of Olea europaea var. sylvestris, 1673 nucleotides long. Its product is annotated as transcription factor MYB25-like. The record is from RefSeq and is a predicted model, not a curated record. Gene Ontology annotation, molecular function: DNA-binding transcription factor activity, RNA polymerase II-specific; RNA polymerase II cis-regulatory region sequence-specific DNA binding. Bases 33 to 1322 code for a protein of 429 amino acids. Gene Ontology annotation, cellular component: nucleus. Lineage: Eukaryota; Viridiplantae; Streptophyta; Magnoliopsida; Lamiales; Oleaceae. Gene Ontology annotation, biological process: regulation of DNA-templated transcription. The transcript has 2 exons.